Messenger RNA from Fusarium pseudograminearum CS3096, 411 nucleotides. RefSeq lists its product as uncharacterized. The coding region runs from base 1 to 411 and encodes 136 amino acids. NCBI's taxonomy places the organism in Eukaryota, Fungi, Ascomycota, Sordariomycetes, Hypocreales, Nectriaceae. The transcript has 3 exons. The record is from RefSeq and is a predicted model, not a curated record.
AUGAAGUUCACUCUCCUCACCCAGGCUGCUCUCGCCAUCUCCUCCAUCACUGGAGCAGUGGCCAACCCUACUCCCGAUGUUUCCAGUGUUUCCGACCUUGACAAGCGUAGAGAUUGUUCAAUGACAAUCAAGUAUGUCAAGACCUGGGUUGAGGACGGUCUAGACAGGUACCGCCACUGGCUCAUCACCGAGCCUCGCGAAGACAGACAUCUCGACUUUUGGUGCGAGGCAGUUCACUCGGUGCAGUACUUUUCCAACCGGCAAUGCUACUGGGGCGAUGAUGGAAAGUACUACGUCGAUGUGAGCGUCGUUCGAGGCCCUGCCGGUCAUGAUUACCUUAUGAGCACAUAUAACGGGGCGUGCAAGGACUUUGAGAGACUCACUGAGUGCAAGGCCAUCAAACAGUUCUAG